AUGGCUUCCGCGGUAUUUAAUGCGUCCUGCACCUUACAGAGGUUGCAAAGAAUUUUUCAAAGAGCUUAUUCGGAUGCCAAAUUUCCUCAAAUCACCACUCAUUAUACAGUGAAACUCAGAGAGACAGACUCGAGAUGGAAAGAUGUGAAUAUGGAGAGAUACAUAGACGAAACCGACAUUUUAAUUGUUGGUGGUGGUCCAGCGGGACUAUCGGCAGCUAUACAGGCUCGUCGACUGGCUGAGAAACAUGGCAAGGAACUCAGGGUUACUCUUGUUGAAAAGGCGUCUGCAAUUGGUGGACAUAUCCUUAGUGGCGCUUGUUUAGAUCCAAUUGCUUUGAAUGAACUUUUUCCAAAUUGGAAGGAAUUAGGUGCUCCAUUAAAUACUCCUGUUACUGAGGAUAAAUUUGCAUUUCUCACGGAAAAGAAGAGGAUAUCUAUACCUAUUUUUAAGGGAAUGCCACUGUAUAAUCAUGGGAAUUAUAUAGUAAGAUUAGGCCAUGUAGUAACAUGGCUUGGUGAACAAGCAGAAGCUGCUGGUGUCGAGAUAUACCCUGGUUAUGCAGCAGCAGAAGUUUUAUAUCAUGAGGAUGGAUCUGUUAAAGGAGUAGCCACAAAUGAUGUUGGUAUUGCUAAAGAUGGUUCACCUAAAGAUACAUUUGAACGGGGUAUGGAGCUUCAUGCAAAAUGUACCAUAUUUGCAGAAGGCUGUCAUGGUCACCUAACAAAACAGUUAUCAAAAAAAUUGAAUCUCAGAAGAGAUUGUGAACCGCAGACAUAUGGUCUUGGAUUGAAAGAGAUUUGGGAGAUAGAGCCAAGUAAGCAUCGACCUGGAGCAGUAGAGCAUACUGUUGGCUGGCCACUUAAUAGAAAUACAUACGGUGGAUCAUUUCUAUAUCAUCUGAAUGAAGAAACACCUUUGAUUGCAGUAGGCUUUGUUGUAGGAUUGGAUUAUACUAAUCCCUAUCUAUCUCCAUUCAAAGAGUUUCAGAAGUUUAAACAGCAUCCUAGUAUUAGACCAACAUUUGAAGGAGGAAAAAGAAUAGCUUAUGGCGCUAGAGCAUUAGUGGAAGGUGGAUUCCAAUCUAUUCCCAAACUUCAAUUCCCUGGGGGUUGUCUCAUUGGCUGUACGGCAGGUUUCCUAAACGUGCCUAAAAUUAAAGGAACACAUAAUGCUAUGAAAAGUGGCAUGUUGGCUGCAGAAAGCGUUAUUGAAGCAAUCGUAGACGCAGAAAGUAAUACCUCACUAACGAAAGGCAUAGAGCCGAAAACGUAUACAGAUAACAUAAAAAAUAGUUGGAUUUAUAAGGAAUUGAAAGCCGUAAGAAAUAUAAGGCCCAGUUUCCAUUCUUCUCUUGGGCUUUACGGUGGUUUAAUGUACUCUGGUUUCUCUAUGCUAUUAGGUGGAAGGGAACCGUGGACUUUAUCUCAUGGAGGUCCUGAUUAUAAGAAAUUGAAAUCAGCUGCCAAGUCGAUACCGAUAGACUAUCCUAAACCAGAUAACGAGGUAUCUUUUGAUCUUCUGUCAUCGGUAGCUCUAACUGGUACCAAUCAUGAAGCUGAUCAACCAGCUCAUUUAACUUUGAUGGACGAUACUGUUCCAGUAAAGAGAAACUUGACUGAAUUUGCUGGUGCAGAAGGUCGCUUUUGCCCUGCUGGUGUCUACGAAUUUGUGCCGCUGGAAAGCGGAGAUGGCGAAAGAUUGCAGAUCAACGCACAAAAUUGCAUUCAUUGUAAAACUUGCGACAUCAAGGACCCGAGUCAGAACAUCAAUUGGGUAGUGCCGGAGGGUGGUGGCGGUCCAGCUUACAACGGCAUGUAA
Molecule: messenger RNA, 1821 nt
Organism: Cyphomyrmex costatus
Lineage: Eukaryota; Metazoa; Arthropoda; Insecta; Hymenoptera; Formicidae
Gene: Etf-QO
Product: electron transfer flavoprotein-ubiquinone oxidoreductase
Exons: 8
Coding region: 1-1821 (606 amino acids)
Biological process (GO): electron transport chain
Cellular component (GO): mitochondrial inner membrane
Molecular function (GO): electron-transferring-flavoprotein dehydrogenase activity; iron-sulfur cluster binding
Source: RefSeq, a predicted model, not a curated record